CAAAUACGCAAUUACCUCCUCACUCUCAUCUCUAUUCGAUUGCUCCAAUUCCAAUUCCCAUUCUUCUUCACUAGCUAGCACAACCACAACCUGACCUAGAAGACACAAAUGGCCGCUCCCAUGGCUGCUUCAAUGACCCUCCUCAAUCCCAAAUGCUGCUUCAUCCCCAACCCUAAGAUCCCCAAACCAUUCAAGCAAUUCAAAUCCCUCCCAAUCCCAAACGGCCUCACUCCCACCGUAUCCAUAACCGCCCCUGCCGUUGCCGCCGCCAUCUUCUCCACCCUCUCCACCAGCAGCCCCGCCAUCGCCGCCCAGCAGCUGGCGGAAAUCGCCGACGGAGACAACCGCGGCCUGGCCCUCCUCCUCCCCCUAAUUCCGGCCAUUCUCUGGGUGCUCUACAACAUACUGCAGCCAGCCCUCAAUCAGCUGGAGAGAAUGAGGAGCACCAAGGGACUGGUCAUCGGGCUCGGGCUUGGCGGGCUCGCUGCGUCGUCGGGCUUCCUCCACCCGCCGGAAGCUUCCGCCGGAGAAAUCGCAGUCCUGGCGGAGGCGGUGAACGACAAUAGGGGCCAGCUUUUGCUGUUUGUUAUAGCGCCGGCUAUUGUAUGGGUUUUGUACAAUAUUUUGCAGCCUGCUUUGAAUCAGCUGGAGAGGAUGAGAUCUCGGUGAUAACAUAUAUGACCACAGUUAAUUAAUUAUUACUUAAUUAUAUGUAUAAUAUAAUAUAAUAUAUGUGAUCUUGGUUGUUUAUAUAUGUGUAUGCCUCUCAUCUCCAUCUCAUCCGAUUUGCAUGUAAUUGUAAAAUUGUAUGCUUACGGGGGAGUCUUUUCUUGCACAAUCUCAAUUUUUGAACUGCUCUUGGAUUAUUGAUUAA
Molecule: messenger RNA, 874 nt
Organism: Andrographis paniculata
Lineage: Eukaryota; Viridiplantae; Streptophyta; Magnoliopsida; Lamiales; Acanthaceae
Product: photosystem II core complex proteins psbY, chloroplastic
Exons: 1
Coding region: 109-669 (186 amino acids)
Biological process (GO): photosynthesis; cell redox homeostasis
Cellular component (GO): chloroplast thylakoid; photosystem II; membrane
Molecular function (GO): manganese ion binding
Source: RefSeq, a predicted model, not a curated record